Molecule: messenger RNA, 2203 nt
Organism: Drosophila yakuba
Lineage: Eukaryota; Metazoa; Arthropoda; Insecta; Diptera; Drosophilidae
Product: NEDD8 ultimate buster 1
Exons: 5
Coding region: 278-2134 (618 amino acids)
Biological process (GO): regulation of ubiquitin-dependent protein catabolic process
Molecular function (GO): protein binding
Source: RefSeq, a predicted model, not a curated record
AGAGACGUAAUUCUACUUAUUUCAGCAGGCAGAACGCAUUUCAGUUGACGACGCAGCACAAUUAACAUCAAAUAACUAGCAUUAAUUUAGCACUUUUCCAAAACUACAAUACAAUACAACUGUGCAAUAAUCAUAUAUACCCCCCGCAAUAAUCAUCGAUUGCGCAUCCUUCUUUGUUCUUGCGCGCAGAAACACAUGUGCGCGGUGUAAGAAGAAGAACCACAACAUCACUUCACUUGUAAAUAUCUCACUUUUCGCACCGUCAUCCUCGUCGAGAAUGUCGCAACUGGACAACCUAUUCAUCCAGGUCCGUGCUCUCCUCCAGUCCGAGAGCGUGAUGCUGUGGGAGGAGCCCUACUACUCCGAGGAUCUCGGCAGCAUCGAGGGCGCCCUGGAGAACCUAGCCCAGAAGUACUCCGAAAUCGUGGGAGUCGAUAUGAAUCGCUGCAAGUUCAUUUUGACCGAGCUGCAGGAGAAUGCGCUCCGCAAGCUGGCCGCUCGUCGGGAGUUCAGCUCCACUGGAAUGGCCACGUUCAAGGUGCGUCGCAUUGACAAGCACAGCGGGGCCACGAUGGUGGAAGUAAAGUGCAGCUUGGACAUCCUGGGCUCCGAACUCCAGGCAGACAUAGCCAAGAAACUCGAGCUGCCGAAUGCCGAGCACGUCAAGUGCAUAGCUGCCGGAAAAAUUGUGAACGCCCAUUCCACUUUGGCCGAUCAGCAGCUGAAGAACAAUCAGCAGUUGAUUGUUAUCGUGGGCGAUGGCGAUAAUCCUGGCGAAGCCCUUUACGAAAGAAUCAAUCGCAUCAAGGCUGAUGUGCAAGCGGUGGUGUCCUCGAAGAAUGGCCUAAUAGAGAUGGAGGAUCAGAAUGGCAGCCAAGUAUAUUUGCCGCCUUCCGAGCAUAAGGCCCUGCUCAUGGGUUUGGGAUUCUGUGAGAAGGCCCGUGCGGCCAUGCAUCGCGAACACUUUGAGGAGGCCCUGCUCCUGCUUUUGGAGGCCGACGCCUACUUCUCCGGCUGUGACUCAAAGUUUCUAGAGAGCGUGGACAACUAUGCUUUGCUGAACCUGGACAUAGUGUGGUGCUAUCUCUGCCUGAAGAACGUCACCCAGAUUCCGGAUGCUGAGCGUCGCUUGGCCUGCUGCAGCCGCAGUUUCCGCAUCAGCUACGGCGAGAAUUUCGAGAGACUGUACUCCUUGAAGGGCAAGAACUGCCCGGAAAGGGCUUUGAUUAUGCGUCUUCAGCUGCUCCAGGGGGUGGUCUUUUUCCACCAGAAUCGUCGCGAUGAGGCAUUCGAGCGCUUCGAGGCGGCCAACAACCUGCUAAAGGAACUAAAGAUCAACGGCGACCAACUGGCUCUUCUGGUCGAAAUGGGCUUCGAGGCCUCCGAGGCUCGCAUGGCCCUGCGCUCCUGCAAGGGCGGCAACGAUGUCGAGCGCGCUGUUCAGUUUAUUCAAGAGCGUCGUCAGCAGCUCAAGGAUGCACGCAAAAAGUACAAAACUACCGAGCGUGCUAUGGAGCGCCGCUUGAAGCGCUCAAACUCGAAAGAUUGCACUUGGGUGAAUCCCCGCAGUGUCUGCAGCCUCACUGAAAUGGGAUACGAAAACGGUCUGGCUACUAUCGCCUUGCAGCGCUCUAAAAAUGAUAUCCUUAAAGCGGUGGAACUGCUGCAGACAGAAGCAGACGAACUUAAUGCUGUUUCGCCCCGUGCUCCAGUGACCAUCGACGCCAUGAAACUGGCUCAGCUUCUCCAGCUGGGAUUCUAUGAGAAGGACUCGCGCGUGGCCCUAGAGAACGCAUCGAAUAACAUCGAAGAGGCCAUCGAGAGCCUGAUGUGCGCCAUAGAGAGCGAGGAGGAACUGAAGACGAUUCUAGAGCACGUUUCACGUAUGGCCAAACCUGGAGAUCAAAAUCUUGAUGGUCCCUCUACUUCGACCGCCUCAGGGCAGGCGCAAACUACACUGCCAUCGCCCAUCAUCGAAGCUGUUCUGAAUCAUGCUCGCUCUGAGAUAGAAACUUACAAGGCCUACGAUCGCUUUAACUCUGACCUCAAACUGAGCGAUAUGGAGUACCUUGACUUGCCCCUGAUCCAGGAGGAGAAGGUCCUGACUGAGUAUUUUAAUAUGCUGCGCCAGUAGAUUGCAUUCGUCUUGCCUUUGUUAUAUCUAUACAAAAAAUAGAGAAACCAAAACCAGUUGUCAAGAUAA